AUGCCCCGCAAACGCAAAGCCUCACUCCCAUCUUCCGAGCCCUCAACGACACCUCUACAAUCCUUAGUCCCAAUCGAGUCCUCAACCAAACCACCCUCAACAUCAACAUCAAAACAAAACCCCUUCAAACCCUACCCCGCCUCAAAAGUCUACCGCCUCAUCGAACCAGGACCCACCCUCCUCGUCUCAACCGGCUCCCUCGCCGACAAAACCCACAACCUCAUGACCCUAGGCUUCCACAUGAUGCUCCAACACUCCAGCCCGGCCCUGUUGAACAUCUGCCUCGGCCCCUGGGACACAAGCUUCGCCCUCCUCUCCCAAACAGGCUCCUGCGUCCUCGCAAUCCCCGACACCACGCUUGCCGAGUUCGUUGUGGAUAUCGGGAACUGCUCCGGCGACGAAGUGGACAAGUGGACGAAGUUCGGGUUUGAGGCGCUUCCGGCUGCGAAGGUUGAGGCGCCGCUUGUGGGGGGCAAUGGGGUUAUUGCGAAUAUUGAGUGUGUGGUGCAUGAUCGGGCGAUGGUUGAGAAGUAUAAUCUUUGGGUUCUGAAGGCUGUUAGGGCGUGGGUUUGUGAUGGGUUUGAGGGGAGAGAUGGGGUUGGGGCUAUGAGGAUGUUGCAUCAUCGGGGUGAUGGGAGUUUUGUUGUUGAUGGGACGGUUUUGGAUCUUAGGGGGAGGAUGGUUAAGUGGAGGGAGUUUCAAGAUUGA
Molecule: messenger RNA, 708 nt
Organism: Penicillium verhagenii
Lineage: Eukaryota; Fungi; Ascomycota; Eurotiomycetes; Eurotiales; Aspergillaceae
Product: flavin reductase family protein
Exons: 1
Coding region: 1-708 (235 amino acids)
Molecular function (GO): FMN binding
Source: RefSeq, a predicted model, not a curated record